This is a messenger RNA of Salvia hispanica, 1817 nucleotides long. Its product is annotated as Ubiquitin C-terminal hydrolases superfamily protein. Gene Ontology annotation, biological process: protein deubiquitination; spliceosomal complex assembly; mRNA processing. NCBI's taxonomy places the organism in Eukaryota, Viridiplantae, Streptophyta, Magnoliopsida, Lamiales, Lamiaceae. The record is from RefSeq and is a predicted model, not a curated record. Gene Ontology annotation, molecular function: cysteine-type deubiquitinase activity; zinc ion binding.
AAAAUACACCGUUUUGAAAAUUUAUUCUCUUAGUCGGGAUCUGAAAUCCUAGAAGCCAUGAAAACAGCACGAGAAGAAUCCGAGGAUGCAGCUAACGCAGAGAGCGCGGCGAAGAGGCAGAAACUCGAUCAAUCUACGCAGCAGCUUGCUUUCGAAAACCCGCUCCUUCCGCUUGCUUCUUACGACGAUGAUGAAGAAGUGAAAGAGAGGAGAGAUAGGGAUAGGGUUACAGAUGUAAAUGAUGGCAAAUUGGAAGGUAUAAACGCGCUUAUUGAAGAUGAAUAUGAUGAGGAAGACGAUGAAGAAAGUAGGGCAGAGCAGGGACGGCGCAGUCGGUCGAUUGAAGUAAGAAGAGACUGCCCGUAUCUCGAUACUGUUAAUAGACAGGUUUUAGAUUUUGAUUUCGAGAAAUUUUGCUCAGUGUCCCUUUCAAACUUGAAUGUCUACGCAUGUUUAGUGUGUGGGAAGUAUUUCCAGGGAAGAGGGCCGAAAUCUCACGCAUAUACCCAUAGUCUUGAAGCUGGCCACCAUGUCUACAUUAAUCUCUGUACAGAGAAAGUUUACUGUCUUCCUGAUGGUUAUGAAGUCAUUGACCCAUCAUUGGAUGACAUCCGCCAUGUACUAAACCCAAGGUUUUCAAGAGAAAAUGUUAUCCAGAUUGACCAGAAUCGUCAGUGGUCCAGGGCGCUUGAUGGUUCUGAUUAUCUUCCCGGAAUGGUGGGGUUAAAUAAUAUCAAAGAGACUGAUUUUGUCAAUGUUACCAUUCAAUCUUUGAUGCGUGUUACUCCCUUGAGGAACUUCUUUCUUAUACCCGAGAACUACGCCCAUUGCAAAUCCCAACUUGUUCAUCGAUUUGGAGAGCUCACUCGAAAGAUCUGGCAUGCAAGGAACUUUAAAGGACAGGUCAGUCCACAUGAAUUUCUCCAGGCAGUUAUGAAGGCUAGUGGGAAAACAUACCGAAUAGGUGCUCAAUCAGAUCCAGUUAGAUUUAUUUCAUGGCUUCUUCAAACAUUGCAUCGAGAUCUUAGAAGGUCUAAAAAGGGCAGCAGCAUCAUUCACCAGUGCUUUCAGGGUGAGCUGGAGGUUGUCAAGGAGAUCCAUAGCAAGCAUAUAGGAGAGAAAAAAGAGAAUGGGGACAAUGGAAAUGAUGCAGGUAAUGUCAUAUUAGAGACGAGCAAAAUGCCGUUCUUAAUGCUUGGCCUGGACUUGCCACCACCUCCACUCUUUAAGGACAUUAUGGAGAAGAACAUUAUUCCACAGGUUCCACUUUUCAACAUACUCAAGAAGUUUGACGGCGAAACUGUGACUGAGGUGGUUCGCCCUGAUACAGCAAGAAUGAGAUACCGUGUCACGAAAUUGCCACAGUAUCUUAUCCUCCACAUGCUUCGGUUUACAAGAAACAAUUUUUUUGUCGAGAAAAAUCCUACACUCGUUAAUUUCCCUGUGAAGAAUCUUGAACUGAAAGAUUACAUUCCCCUUCCUGUACCGAAGGAUAAGGAGAAGUUGCGAUCAAAGUACGACUUAAUUGCUAAUAUUGUUCAUGAUGGUAAACCAGGUGGAGGAUCAUAUAGAGUAUUUGUGCAGCGAAAGUCAGAAGAGCUAUGGUAUGAGAUGCAGGAUCUCCAUGUGUCAGAGACGUUGCCGCAGAUGGUGGCCCUUUCCGAGGCGUACAUGCAGAUUUAUGAGCAGCAGCAGUAGAUGAUUAGGGAUACUGAGAAGUAAGUGGUACUGGAAUACAGAACCUUUAAAUAUCUGAAUUUUGUUCUGUUUUACUGUUUCAUUCGGAAUGGUAUAUGAAUCUUUUGCAGCUUCUUUCU